AUGACUACAAAUUUACUGUCUUUGUCACCUGAACUCUUCCUCAAUAUCCUCCGGUUGCUUAGCUCUGCUAAGGAUCUAUACGCAGCAAUCGGAGCCUCCUCCCUCUUCUACCGGCUUCUCGCUUCCUACCAGCACUCCAUAACUGCAUCAAUCCUCCUGCGGGCGAUUCCUGCGGAGAUUGAAGCCGAUUUUCGCUCAGGAUAUCUGGCAAUACCGGAGGGCAGUGAUGACCCGUUCUCGAGCGCACCUGAGCUCGAUAUCGACGGCCUCAGAAAGAAGACCGCGGCAAUCUUCGAAGAGACCACCAUCAAGAGCCCCAGCAAUCUCCAUAUACUCAUCUCGAACCACGAGACUCUUCCAAAGAUCUGGACGUUCUACCGGAGGUUCGAAUACUUUAUCGUCAAAUAUGCCACCUCCGCGCUGCAGGAAUUGUCCCCUUCCUCCAAUAUACCCGCACUUUCCAUCUCGGAAGAGAUCCGCCUCAAACGGGCUUUCUUUCGCUGUGAGAUCUACAUCUGCCUUUUCCAAGUCUCGCAAAUGACCCAUCAUAACAUCCAUCUUCCACCUCCAACAACUGAUCCGGCAUCCACAUAUAUCAAGACGCUACGCACUUGGGAAAUCGAGCAAGUCUAUUGUGUCCUGCAGUUUUACAAGAGACUCGUCGAACAAAUAUGUGACCAGAUGGAUGACGAGUUGGUUUCACUUGUGAGGGCAAAGCAACUAGCCUACCGUCCCAGUAAGGGGGGAGAUGUGUGGCAGAAUACAGUGGGUCUGUUUCUAGACUACCACUGCCUAUUGUGGUACCAUGACUCGCAUCGAACCCUACGCCGAAGGGAACACAACGCCUACGUCGUCUCGCGGGGCACGUUGGCCAUGUGGAGAUUGACACAUAUCCCGUAUGUAGCAGCGAGAAAAAUCUUCGUCUACACGUGGCAAACUGCAUAUAAUAAACCCUCGAUUUUGUUCCAUCUGGAGUCCCUGCCCCGAUUUACUCACUCUGAACCCACCCAGGACUGCGACGGUAUCAAUGAUUUUGGUUGGCUCUGGGCAUGGGGAGCCACCGGCUACAACAGGCUAUACGGACUCCCGGGUAAUUAUGCGCUGCGGGAGCAGGGUUAUGUCUUCUGGGACAAGACGCGGCUGGAGGGAUUUCCGCCAUUCGCCGCCCCGAGGUCAAAGGAAAAGAGCUUAGAUGAGCUACCGCCGGGAUACACAGACCACGUGGAUACUCCUGGUGUCGUUGUGCGACUGGGAGACUUGAAGGUUGGUGUGCAGGUUUUUACCGAGAUCUCCGACGAAAUUCUCCAUGAGUCUCAGCCCCCAGGCACGAAAGACCACAACAAGGCUAACGAUGCUCGGGAUCCUAAGAAUGAGAAGGACAUGAACGACGAAAAGGGCGUCAAGGACGGAAAGGAACCCGGAGAUGAGAGGAAUGCCGAGGAUAAAAAGAACCCUGGGAAUACUGUUGAUGCUGAUGACAUAGAGGAUUCCGAGGAUCCUGAGGAGGCUCAGGCUCCCUAUGUGCUACGCUGGAGGGACUAA
This is a messenger RNA of Aspergillus calidoustus, 1542 nucleotides long. The record is from the annotation of a GenBank genome assembly. Lineage: Eukaryota; Fungi; Ascomycota; Eurotiomycetes; Eurotiales; Aspergillaceae.